AUGCUGGUCUAUGCUCCAACACAGUCCCUGCCGCACUUGCUCCACUACCAACAGAUCAAGAACCUGAACAAUACAGUCCACCGAACAAGAGCUAGAACAUCAACAAUCUCUGAUCCUUUGAAGCCGGAUUCGAGCAAGUACCAAGCCCGGAACAGUGAAGACCGCUCGGAACUUCGUAUCCUCGCAGCCCACUGCCAUUUGAACCGAACAAUGGUAGUCACCAGGAGCCAGGGUGACGCUGCAGACCAGGAUAAGAUCACUGAAGAAAUUCGAGUGGAGCACGAACGUUUGCGGAGAAUGGCAUUGGAUCCGCCGGCGUCGCCCACCGUGGCGCCAACCGAACGUGGAGGCCCAUCCCUACGGGGGGAGGCCUGCGAUCGUCAGACAAGGGAGCUCUACGAACCCACCGCUGGACCGUCAACUGCUAUGAACCCCGCAGCCCAGUCAUCACGACCGAGGUCCCCCGCAUACUCGCAUCGAUCGACAGCGAGUGUGGCGGCGCGACUACAACUGGCAGAACUUGAAGCGGAGGAGAGGCUAGCGGAAAUUCGACGAACCGAGCUACGCCUGGAAGCCGAACUAAUUAAGAAAAGGUUAGCCGUGCAAGUGGCAUCUAUCCAAGACGAGGCAGAGAGCUUACGCGACGAGCCGCUCGCCGCCGCUGAACGAAGAGUGGACAACUGGUUCCGCAACAACCCGGCGCACGUACGGGGGGAGCGCGGCGAAACGCUUACCACCACGGAGCCCAACGAACGGACGAGACGAACUCGUUUCCACGGCUCACCUUCGCCUGUGAGAAGCCCUUCGCCUGUGAGAAGACCAUCUCCCGUAAGAAGAGAACGAACAAGAUCGCCUACGCCGGCCCGUACGCGUAGAGGAAUAGAACAGCUGGCCGAAGCGAUAGAGAAGAUGGCAAGGCCGCGGCCCCGGCACGCAGGCGAGCUACCUGUCUUCUCCGGUGCACCGAGCGAGUGGCUGCCAUUUAAAGCCGCUGUACGAGACGCAACGGAACUGUACGGAUUGUCGGCCGCGGAGAACCUGCAACGACUGAGAGCCUGCCUGAAGGGUGAGGCCCGCGACGCUGUGGCUGCUUUACUACACGCGGCUACGGACCCGGCGAUCAUUAUGAGGACGCUGGAGCAGUGUUUCGGGAAGCCCGAGGUGAUCAUCGACCGGGCACUCGAUGAACUACGGAGAAUGCAGAAACCGGGUGCGUCAGCCACGGAACUGAACACGUUCGCCGUGAAGCUUCAGAACGUUGUCUACGUGCUGAAAACCAUAGACAAGCGUGGAUUUCUGUACAACCCACUGCUGGCUCGAGAAGUGCUUGACAAGUUGAGCCCGCACAUCCAGUCCCGCUGGUGCGACUACGCCGCAGACCACGAAGGAACAGCAGACCCAGAGAUCGUCGUGUUAUCACGUUUCCUUAUGCGCGAGGCCGACAGAGCGCUGCGCUAUAUGUACUCGCCCGCCGCGAGUACUGCCGCAACAACGAGGAGAGAAGUAAGACCCGCGAUAGUGAAAAGGAAGGUGAACGCCGUGUACACUGCCACUGAGAACGAACAAACGGACCGCUGCCCGAACUGCGGCCAACCCCACGCGCUACACCGGUGCCCGUCCUACAAAGCACUCAGUGUUGAACAGCGCUGGAACAUGGUGCGAGAAAAAGGAGUGUGCUUCCGAUGCGUUGAAAAACGACACCGUCGCCAAUUUUGUAAGGCAAAGCUGUGCGGCGUGAACCAAUGUCGCCGCCCGCACCACCCUACUCUGCACGAGGAACUGAGUCAGCCCAUUGCGCAGCCUGCAGCACCGCUCACAACGCCGCCUGAAGUGACCCCACCGAACGCGCCGAAGCACCACGAGACCGUGCUAUCACUGGGCACGCUACCACCGAAAGAGAAGGAAGUGCUGCUCAAAGUGGUUCCAGUCACUGUAACGGGACCACUGGGAAGUGUGGAGAUAUACGCACUGAUGGACGAGGGCGCCACAAUAACCCUCAUCGACGAAGAACUGGCACAGCGCAUCGGAGCGGAAGGACCCUCAACACCGUUGCGCCUACAUGGAGUGAAUAUGACACAAGAACAUCAGAGCCGAACCGUCAGCUUACAGCUGAAAGGAACAACGCAGGACAAGCCGAUGAACAUCCGAGCCCGCACGGUGCGUGAUCUGAAGUUGCACCAGCAGUCCAUACCGAGCUCGCUGCUGGAGGCGAAGCAUCUACGGGACAUACGGGAAAACGUGUGCUACGAUCUGGCACGCCCGCUCCUCCUGAUCGGCAGCGACAAUUGGGAGCUGAUAGUGAGUCGCGAACUACGAGUUGGUGGACGCAACCAACCAGCUGCAUCCCGAACACAGUUGGGCUGGGUGGUACACGGAACCGUACCAAGGAACGCCGUCCAUCAACGCAACAAUGUGCUGCACGUGUGGACUCCUGAUCAUCCGCUACACGAGAACCAGCAGCACGACGACCGCCUACACGAACUGAUCGAGGCACACUUCCGCAUCGACGCUCUCGGCAUCGCGCACAGACCGCGCGUGAGUGCUGCGGACCAACGAGCAAUCGAAAUGGUGAGAAGAACUAUGAAGAAAGUCGAUGGCGGCUACGAGGUUGGUUUGCCGUGGAAAACCGACGGAACUACGAUGCCUCCGAGCUACGAGGCAGCGCUACGACGACUACGCGCCAUAGAACGUAAAAUGGACGCCGAUCCUGCCUUCGCCGAACAGUACACCGCCCAAGUGGAGAACCUAUUCAACAAAGGCUACGCGGUGCCAUGCGACGGCACUGAACAAAACAGCGCUGUUAGUUGGUAUCUACCACACUUUGCCGUACAGAACCCGAACAAGCCCGGUAAGCAGCGACUUGUGUUCGACGCGGCGCACAAGAACCGAGGCGUGAGCCUGAACGACCAGCUGCUGGAAGGCCCGGACCUACUGCUAUCACUGCAGGGCAUCCUCUUCCGAUUCCGUGAAAAGCCGAUCGCCGUCACCGCCGAUAUCCAAGAGAUGUUUCUGCAGGUGAAGAUCCGACCGGACGAUCAACCGGCACAGCAGUUCCUGUGGAGAGGGGAGAACAGAACUGACCCACCACGAUGCUUCAAAAUGAGGAGCAUGAUAUUCGGCGCAGCCAGCUCCCCAUUCAUGGCUCACACAGUCCGCAACCACAAUGCGAUCAUGCACGCAGAGACCCAUCCGCGAGCAUUAGUGGCAAUUACUCAAAGCCACUACAUGGACGACCUGGUGGACAGCUACGACAGUGAACACGAAGCUCGCGCCACCAUACAAGAGCUACGUGAAGUACACGCAGCGGCCAGUUUCACGCUAAGGCGCUGGAGCUCAAGCCAUCCGAACGUGCUGCGCGACGUCCCGACAGAACUCAGAGCAACUACGCCCACCGCGCUCGGGACGAUCGAGAGUAUGGAAAACAAGAUCCUGGGACUCUACUGGAACCCGCAAACAGAUGAACUCGGUUUCGACACAGCCGUGAACCGGGUCCCAGCCGAGGUGCGCAACCAGAGCCGCGCACCCACCAAGAGAGAAACACUCAGUGCGGUCAUGUCGAUCUAUAACCCGCUGGGACUGCUAAGCCAUUACACGAUCAGAGCAAAGAUCGUGCUUCAAAACCUAUGGCGACUAGAAAUACCAUGGGACGAGCCGAUCCCUGCGGAAGAAGCCGAACUCUUCGCAUCCUGGCUGCGACAACUGAACGAAAUCGCACGCCUGCACCUGCACCGGAACUACGCCCUGGAGAACCAUGAGCACACUGAACUACAUGUGUUCUGCGACGCGAGCGAACAAGCGUACGCUGCUGUGGCCUACUGGAGGGUUGUACACCAAGACGGUAGCGCGAAAGUGACCCUAGUUGGAGCAAAGGCUAAGGUGGCACCACGGCGUACACAAAGCAUCCCGCGCCUUGAACUACAGGCUGCACUCAUCGGAGCAAGACUCGCCGACACUAUCAGGCGCGAACACCGCAUCGAGAUAAAGAAGACCAUCUAUUGGACGGACUCAUCAACCGUAGUCCACUGGGUGCGUAACGACGCGCGACGAUACACUCCAUUCGCUGCACAUCGGCUAGGGGAGAUCGCCGAACUCACGCACAAAGACGAGUGGCGUUGGCUGCCGACCGCUGACAACCCAGCCGACGAUGCCACAAGACAAAGCCAGACUCCAGUACGCAUGGAAGACCGAUGGUUCCAAGGACCCGGAUUCCUACACGAACCAGAGGACCGGUGGCCCACAGAACAGGAACCUCAUGAAGAUGCAGAGGAAGUCCUGCACCUGAGCCAGCAGGACGAGAGCCACUUCGACUGGAUGCCUGACCCGACCCGCUUCUCGAGAUUCGAGACGCUAGUAAGAGCAACCGCGAACGUACUGGCUUUCACAGACAUCUGCCGGAAGCGAGCGACCCGCAUGGAGCUACAGCACAUAGAACGCGCCGAACGAGCUCUCAUGCAACGAGCACAGGAGGACGACUUUGGAGACGAGCUGAAGAGGAUCAAAGCAGUUCGCCCAAUCCCUAGAACGAGUCGUCUGUACAAGCUGGACCCCGUAAUCGACGACGGCCUCCUGCGAGUACGAGGACGCAUUGGAGCCUCAAGUGCGCCCUCCGACGCAAAACGACCUAUCAUCCUAGACGGUCGUCACCCCAUCACGCGACUCAUCGUAUUGCGAGAACACGCCGCAGCAGGACACGCUAACAGAGAGCGAGUAACGAACGACCUACGACAGCGAUACUGGAUCAUACGGCUACGACCCACCGUACGCGCCGUCGAGUAUAGCUGCGCCCUCUGCCGGGUCACAAGGUCUAGGCCCAGAGCACCAGCCACAGGAGACCUGCCACGCGCCCGCCUCGAUCCAUUCCACCGCCCCUUCACGAACUGCGGGGUAGGCUUCCUUCGGGCCCAUUACUGUAAAAGUGGGACGCCGCCGAGAGAAAGGUGGGGCGCACUAUUUACCUGCCUCACCACACGAGCCGUUCACCUCGAGCUUGUCGCUUCUCUCUCUACGGAUUCGGCACUAAUGGCGUUGAGACGAAUGGCAGCACGCCGCGGAUGGCCGCGACUGAUGUACUCAGACAACGCAACCAACUUCCGCGGCGCCGAUCAAGAACUGAAAGCCGCAUACGCCGAAUGGGCACCCGCCCUAAGAGACGAAGGACUGACCCGGCGUAUGGAAUGGCGCUACAUAGCACCUGGCGCCCCGAACCAAGGAGGCGCAUGGGAACGCAUGGUGCGCUCUGUCAAGACAGCGCUACAAGCAACGCUUCGAGAAAAGGCACCAUCAGACGAAGUGCUAAGAACCCUCCUGACCGAAGCCGAGUAUUCGAUCAAUGCUCGGCCCCUAACGCACGUGAGUGUGGACCCUCGCGACCCCGAGGCCCUCACGCCGAACCAUUUUUUGCUGGGAUCUUCAACGGGUCUACCGAGAACAGGACCCUGUGACGAAGCCGACAGACGAACCUGGCGUACUAGCCAAGCACUCGCAGACCAAUUCUGGAGACGCUGGGUACGGGAGUACUUGCCGACCCUAGUACCGCGAGGAGAACCAGCUAGAAAGAAUGACACGUCAAAACUACAAGCCGGCGACAUAGUGGUUGUCGUCGACAGCACGCUACCGAGGAACGUAUGGCCAAUGGGAAGGGUAGAACGUACGUACCCUGGGCCUGACGGCAGCGUACGAGUCGCCGAUGUCAGAACGAAGACCGGCGUCUUCAAAAGGCCAACAUCGAAGCUCGUCGUCCUACUAAAGGAAGAGGAGGCUACGCAAAGCUGCGCCGGGGGGAGAGAUGUUGCGGACACCGAGCUACAUAAUCCGUGCCGACCGCCUACUCGCCAACCACUGUACUAG
This is a messenger RNA of Hyposmocoma kahamanoa, 5847 nucleotides long. RefSeq lists its product as uncharacterized. Lineage: Eukaryota; Metazoa; Arthropoda; Insecta; Lepidoptera; Cosmopterigidae. The transcript is spliced from 2 exons. The record is from RefSeq and is a predicted model, not a curated record. Bases 1 to 5847 code for a protein of 1948 amino acids. Gene Ontology annotation, molecular function: nucleic acid binding. Gene Ontology annotation, biological process: DNA integration.